AUUAUGGGUAUGUGAGUAUUUUUGCUCUGCUGACGAACCACUGCCAGCUGUCAAAGAAUAAUAGCAAGAAGUCUUCUUUCUGGUGUUAUUUGACCCACUGGCUGGCUUCCGGCAGGCACUAUGGGUCGCAGCUAUAUAGUAGAAGAUGCUGUGGAGGGAUACCUGUCUAAACUAUGUGAACAACAACAACAAGCAGGUUCAGUCACAGGCCUGCUGAUCGGACAGAGCUCAGCUCAAAGGGAUUUUGUUGUCACGGCAACUCGGACGCCCCAAACAGACGAGUCUAGUGGAACAGCAGACAAGGAGUGGGUCACUGAGCACGCUCGACAGGUGUCCCGCAUGCUGCCUGGAGGAUUGUCUGUCCUGGGAGUCUUCAUCAUCACUGAUACUGACUCUAAGGACACACUGACCACGCUCCGACAGCUGGUUUUUGCAGUGGAGAACCUGAUCUCGUUGGACCGUCAGUGGAGUCCUGCUGACGACGACGUCACAGACUGUGUCACGCUGCACGUCAACCCCAAAACCAGAAAAACCUUCUGCAGAACCUUUGAUGUCAAAGAUCCCAAGAGCACGGCCAAGCCUGCAGACUGGAAGUACCAGUCGGGGAUGAGUUCCUCCUGGAGCAUGGUGUCCUGCUGUUUAAAUGUGGACAUGUUGGUACCGUUACCAGACAACAGAGCCGGGACAGAAAGCAUGGAUCAAUGUCUAAAGGAGGAACUGAGAGUGUGGGCUCAGCAGCUGGAGAAAGGAGUUUUCCUGAUCGACGGGAAAAAGAUGUCAGAGGACGCAGAGCUCACAGGAGGACAGAAGAGGAAUGUGAGACAGACGUACACCGCUCAGCUUCUCCUCACACCGCAUCAUAAGAGGUCAACAGAUGUGGUCCAGAGGUGUGGAGGCAGCGUGUCGCUCCGAGGAGCCAUCCACAGCAGAGCUUACCUACACAGCAACAAACCAAAGGCCAGACUGGCCGAGAAGCUGCUGAAGAGGGACAUGGUGUCUACGGUGGCCACGAGGAUCCAGAUGCUGCUGGAGGAGCUGCAGGCAGCAGAGGAGGAGGGCAAGGGCAAACAACACACAGAGCUGUGUCUCCCUCAUCGUGUCUUCUGUCCAGUCAGAGUGAGUGGACCAGUAUGUGUGUGUGACUACCUGUUCAGUGACGAAGCGCUGUCCGAGGUGACUGACAGGCUGAAGGAGAUGCUGGACAUCGACGCAGUAGAAGCAGACUUGGACACCAGACAGGAAACGCCUGCUGAGAUCAUAGAGGGAGAUGUUGCAGCAGAGCCCAUUGUGGAAACUGCUAAAGUACCGGAGCCCAAAAGGAACAACUAUAUUGGUGUUGCCAUGGCAACGGCUGCCGCCCUGCUCGCCACCGCUGCCUCGAUGCUCUAUCUCAAUGACGUUUGAUACACACAUAUGCACACACCAUAAUAAAGUGUUUGUUUAUAACAUUUCCA
This is a messenger RNA of Centropristis striata (black sea bass), 1454 nucleotides long. RefSeq names its product odr-4 GPCR localization factor homolog (gene odr4). Gene Ontology annotation, cellular component: endomembrane system. Lineage: Eukaryota; Metazoa; Chordata; Actinopteri; Perciformes; Serranidae. Gene Ontology annotation, biological process: intracellular protein localization. The record is from RefSeq and is a predicted model, not a curated record. Bases 121 to 1404 code for a protein of 427 amino acids. The transcript has 14 exons.